AUGGACUUCUUGCUCGCUCUCGGCUUACUCGGCGGGGCCUUCGCCGCCCCAGCCCCUUGCACGCCAAUUGACCGCGGCGCUUUUGACAUGCCGUUGCAGUGGACGCCAUAUGGUUUCGCGACCAACACCAUCUCGGUGGGCACACCGGCCCAAAGCAUGGACUCGUUCGUCGACUGGACCUGGAUCGGCCAGUACGUCUUCACUCCGCGCUGCCAUGGCGACCUAUCCAGGACAUCCGAGUGUCUCCAGCCUGACCAGAUGCUCUUUGACCAGAGGGAGUCGAGAACCUUUGUCAACCAGUCGCACCUGUACCCAGACCGCCACUGGAACCCGAACCACUUCUACUUCCACGAUGAUCUCUCCAUAGGCUUCGGCUCCGACAUGCUCCGGGUGGGCAACACAAAGUCCCGCGUCACGCUUCAGAUGGCCGACAUGCGCUUCAAGCUCGACUCUGCCUACCCGUUUGGUGGCGUCUACGGCCUCUCUCCCGUUUUCGCCGGCUACGACAACGCUUCCACCCAGUCCCCCUUCUACCAAACCUGGCGGCAGGGCGGUUAUCCCGAGCCCAUCACCUCGUUCCAGUACUGCUACAACAGCACGUUUGGCAACCCGGUCCCGGACCGCUCGCGCUGCAACGACAACGAUGGCCUCCAGACACUGGGCGGCCUGUCUCCGGCGUUGACGGAGCUCGGCGACACCGAGGCGCAGGAAGCCAUCUUAUGGUACGACAACAUUUUCUUCCCACUCGUCAACGACGUCGACUUUGAGUACGACCCGCCCCUGUACAACUACUGGGCCACCCGCGUCACCAAGCACCUCAUCGGUGACGAGGAGCAGACCCUCAACAAGACGUACGGCGGCAACCCAGCCGCCAUCUGGGACCACGCUAGCUACGGCCGCGGGCUCCCCAUGUCGGUGAACAGCUACCACCGGCUCAUUCAUCUAACCGAGGCACAGCCCAUCAUCCUCGACGAGGUGGACAAGCCCAACAACGGUAACCAGUCCUUUGCGUCCGUCGACUGCAGCCGCGUCGACUCGUUCCCUAGCGUCAAGUUUCAGUUCGAGGGCCACGAUCACGUUUGGGAGGUCAUCCCACAGAACUACGUGGACAGGAUCUCCCCGGCCAACGCGAGCGAGCCCGUGUGCGUCCUCAAUGUUCGCACGCUAGCGGACGGCGAUUUCGUGAUUGGAAACUUUGGCGACACUUUUGCCAAGGACAAGGUCGUGCUGUUUGACUUUGAGGAGAUGAAGGUCGGACUAGCCGAUAUGCCAGGCUUAAACUAA
Messenger RNA from Emericellopsis cladophorae, 1284 nucleotides. RefSeq lists its product as uncharacterized. The record is from RefSeq and is a predicted model, not a curated record. The transcript has a single exon. Lineage: Eukaryota; Fungi; Ascomycota; Sordariomycetes; Hypocreales; Bionectriaceae. Bases 1 to 1284 code for a protein of 427 amino acids. Gene Ontology annotation, molecular function: aspartic-type endopeptidase activity. Gene Ontology annotation, biological process: proteolysis.